AAAAAAAUGCAAUUUACAUUCAAAUCCGUUCCCUAGUUAUUAUUAUACACAGAGAGACAUAGAGAUAAUAGAUUAUACAUCAGAAAAUAAAACCGUAUCUUCUAUAAUACUUUUCAUAUAUUCAUUAUACAUUGGCAGAUUUUUAAUCUUUGUUUAUAAUUAAUAAUUAGUAUACUGCAUUCGGUGCCAUGAUAAAUCGAUUACCACUGUCGAUCAUUCUUUGAUUUACAGCCAUUAUAAUACGGUGUUGUUGAGUAGAAAGUUGUGUUUUGUUAUUCGUAAAAUGGAAGUCGUUUUGGAAGUUUAACGAUUAGCAAGGACAGGAACCGAACGGAAUUGCAACGAAUAAAAGAUACAAGAGAAAAUGUCAAGGCACCAAUGUUGUUGCUACUUGUUUAAUACAGCACAUAUAUACAUAUAGAUUUAGAAGCGGUCCGUCCACGACAAACGGUACGAACAAAGUACUGGGUCGAGUCAAACAACUUUUGUUCACUUUUGACGAACCACUCACGUCGAACCGUUUAAAAGGAUCCGCGUUGUACACAACUUGUUCGUACUACAUGAUACGUGUAUGCUUUUAUCGGUUUUUAUUUCAAACUUUUUUUUUCUUAAAAAUAUAUUCAUUUCCGACGAACACGAUUGGUUUGUUUUCAAUCCGGACUCGUGCGGUACGAUAGACGAAAGAAUUCAAAAAACUUUGCCGUCCCGCGCACGGACCGAGAACGUUCUCUCCCCCCCCUCCCCCGGCCAUCAUCGCUUGAGGGCGACGUAGUGCACCGUUUUAUCGAUUACCAGGGUCGGCGGCGGCGGCGGUGGCGGUUCAUGUGGACGAAAAUAGCCGAGUCGGCAGCGGCGGCGGCAGCGGCGGAAUCCUUGCGAACGGCUGCGGGCACGUCGUCGUAUUGCACAGCGCGCGGGCGGCGGUCGGAGCGAACGGGAAAAAAUAAAAUACAUCUAAAUCGUGAUGCGAAAUGGAGGCGCCGCUGAUGUUCGAAGUGUUGAUGUACCUCAACUCCUACUACUUCGGCAUGUUCUCCAUGUUCGAGUUCUCGGUGAUAUGCGCCAAGUCGAUCGACGACACGCAGAAGAAUCGGUUCUCGGCCAACGAGCUGGGCACCAACAUGACGGUGUUCGUGUUCCUGUGCCUGAUCGAGGUGUUCCGUACGUUUCUGUCGCGCCGCGACAACGCCGCCGACAAGGCCGUGUGCGUCGUCCUGUCGCUCAUCCUCACCGUGCCGUCCGCCGUCGGCGUGCUCUACUUCCUGCUGUGGCAGCAGCGCACCUUCCGGCUGGAAAACAUCCUGGGCUGCAUACAGCUCGUGCUCCAGGCCACCCAGGUGUUCUUCGGCAUCGUCUCGUUGUUGACGUUCAAGAGCAGCGACUCGACCACUUGAGACCGCCGCCGCCGCCGCCGCCGCCACCGCCGCCAAACGGUCAACGUUUGUUACCGACAGCGCAAACAACAAAACACACUCGGGCAUAUACAUAUAUAUAUAUUAUUUCACGUAAACA
Messenger RNA from Sipha flava (yellow sugarcane aphid), 1512 nucleotides. RefSeq names its product transmembrane protein 80-like. The transcript has a single exon. The record is from RefSeq and is a predicted model, not a curated record. The coding region runs from base 972 to 1394 and encodes 140 amino acids. Gene Ontology annotation, cellular component: ciliary transition zone. Gene Ontology annotation, biological process: non-motile cilium assembly. NCBI's taxonomy places the organism in Eukaryota, Metazoa, Arthropoda, Insecta, Hemiptera, Aphididae.